AUGACUUUGUAUGGUGCCAUUGUUGAGGUAAUUGUAGAAGUGGGGAAUGAUCCAUCGUUUGAUAAAUUCGGUGAAACUGUGCUUUUGCUUGAUGUGCUUCAAUCAUUUGAUUUUAUCUUCAUGUUAUAUAUGAUGGUUGAGAUUUUGGGAAUUACAAAUGAUUUGAGCCUAGCACUACAAAGACGUGAUCAAGAUCUUUUAAAUGCUAUAUCACUUGUUAAUGAUACCAAAAAACAAUUACAAGAAAUGAGGAAUGAGGGGUGGGAAGAACUUAUAUCUAGGGUUGUGACAAUUUGCACUAAACAUGAGAUUGAUGUACCUGAUAUGGAUGCACCAUAUAUGGAAGGAAAGAAACCUAGGCGAGUCCCUUCGGUUUCUAGUGUUUCUAAUUUGCAUCAUUAUAAGAAUGAUUGUUUGUUUAGUGUUUUAGAUUUGCAAUUGCAAGAGCUUAAUGCUAGGUUUGAUGAAGAGAAUACCGAACUUUUACAAUGUGUUUCAUGUUUGAGUCCUGCAAAGUCAUUUUCUGCUUUUGAUGUGAACAAAUUAUUGAGGAUGGCUGAGCUUUAUCCAAAUGAUUUUGUAGAUGUGUCGGAAGUGGAGUUGCGCAGACAACUUCAUAAUUAUGUUAGAAAUGUUAAAUCUGAUCCAAAAUUUGCAAAGUUGAAAGGGCUUUCGGAUCUUUGUGCAAUACUUGUGGAAACAAAUAAGUGCAAGACACUUGCUUUGGUUUUUAAGCUUUUGAAGUUGGCUUUGCUCUUGCCGGUUGCAACUGCAAGUGUUGAACGUGUUUUUUCAGCUAUGAAGAUUGUGAAGAGUCAUUUACGUAACAAAAUGGGUGAUCAAUGGUUAAAUGAUCGGCUUGUAACUUUUAUCGAAAGAGAUGUUCUUUUCACAAUUAGCACUGAUGUUAUUCUAGCUCAUUUUCAACAAAUGGAUGGCAGAUGA
Molecule: messenger RNA, 945 nt
Organism: Medicago truncatula (barrel medic)
Lineage: Eukaryota; Viridiplantae; Streptophyta; Magnoliopsida; Fabales; Fabaceae
Exons: 1
Coding region: 1-945 (314 amino acids)
Molecular function (GO): protein dimerization activity
Source: RefSeq, a predicted model, not a curated record